Molecule: messenger RNA, 683 nt
Organism: Drosophila obscura
Lineage: Eukaryota; Metazoa; Arthropoda; Insecta; Diptera; Drosophilidae
Exons: 3
Coding region: 21-359 (112 amino acids)
Source: RefSeq, a predicted model, not a curated record
UGACAUUCACACAUUCCCCCAUGUUUGGUCUGCAAAUAACUUUAAGGCUGUGGCAGCUUCUGCUGCCGUUCCUGUUGCUGGGUGGCACCUUGGCUGCCCCCCACCAUGGACCCUGCGGAGAGAACGAACAGAUCGCCUGCAUGCUCUGCAAUGAACCCAGCUGCACAGUGCCCAUCUACUAUGAGCCGAACUGUGCCUACGCUGAUUUUUGUCACCUGGGAUGCGGCUGCAAGUCGGGACAUGUGCGGAAUGAUUCCACAAAUCGUUGUGUGUCCAUUUACGAAUGUAAAGCCUUUCAGUGGAUCAAACACGACUUUCGGCUCGAACGCAUGUUGGCGGAACCAUCACCUUUAGUGUGAAAUUUUAGUUUUAUUUUAUAAUUUAUUUUAGAUUUCGUAUUGCCAUAACCAGACCAGUUGCCAACGAAGCAUUCACCAUGUCAGCCGUCUUUCAGUGCCCAUUCUCUUCGAUUCUCUUGAUUUUUAUUUGUAUUUGGUGCGCGUUUGUCCCAAGCCUUUGGGCGCAGGUGCAGCAGAAUGGCGUGGAAUAUGGCGAGUUGAAGAAUAAAACCAUAUGCAUCGACGAUGACAUGGGCCAUAUGAUGUGUUACUAGGCUUACAAAUAAAUUGCAAAUUGCAAAUUUCUCUGUCCUAAAUAAGUAAUAAACGAAAUUGGGUUGGCGA